UAUGUCACUCUUGCUGCUUUUGAAACCACAAUUUACUCAUCCAUCUUUCAUAUUUGACUGUUCUACUCGAAGCAUUUUUCUUCAUUUUCUUUUGUUGGGUUUGCUCUUGAUUGUACUUUACGACUAGCAAACAAUUACAGCAACCGAAUAAGCAAGUAAAAGGUCUCAAAAAACGAUGCUGUUCGUACACUGCCUGAUAUUAUUUGCUUUCGUUUGUGGGAUUUUCAGCGAGACAAUCGAGACUCCCAAUCCAACAGCAACAUGUCCUAUCAGUCUUCCUCAGGAUGUACCAUGGGACUCACAGUGUUAUCGCAAGCGGCAGUUGGAUUUGAUUUCAAGGCGUUAUGCCUAUCGCGUUAAGCAGGGCACUAAAGAAAUACCAUUCAACCGACUUGAAACAACACCGGCAGACUACAAACGGUUCCUACUCACCGAUCCAUUCCUAUUUCAACAUGCUCUAACAUGGAGACAACAAAUCAAUUUUGUAGAGUCAAGACAGGCAGUUUAUCUUGCUGAUAAGGUGUUUUUACCAAAAGCGAUGAAUAUGUCAGAGUUUCAAGCUAUGAGAAAAUUCUUUAAGACUGGUUUGCAAUCAAGACAAAAUCUUCUUAAGGGUUUAAUGAAGAUCCCCUCAGACGAAGACAGUUUCAAUAACGAUAUUGAAGACUGGAUUUCUGACAAAUACUUUGCUGAGCAGCGAUUGGCAGGAACCAAUCCGAUGACACUUCAAAAAAUAACGAUUGAUUCCGAGUUUGGAAUGCCGUACGAGGAUCUUAAAAAAAUUAUUAAUCCCACUUUCGAAUGGACAAAAGCUUUGUACCGAGUACUGGAAGAUGUCACUGAUGUCGAUUCUGUAUUGGAGGUAGAUUCUCCAGUCUAUACUCCCCAAGACGGCGAUAACUGGAUGCUAGCCAAGCUAAAUGUGCAGCUCACUGACCUGGGUUGUAGUCAGAUGGUUGAACACCUUUCCAAAGUACAUUUUGUUAUGGAAGCUCUUUGUUUAAGUUACGAACGACAGAUUUCUGAAAAACAUCCUUUGUAUGAGGUACUCAAGUACCACUGCCUAGGGAUCUUCACUACGAACACACUUGCUGGACCAGAGCUAUUGGAUGAAAGAAAAGCCUUACACGAAAUCUUUGGUUAUGGUCAUGAGGGAGGCGCGKUAUUGGUCAGAGAAACAGCUCAACUCCUUCAAUGGGAAGACUUGAAACCAAUGAAAAAUAUUAGGAGAMGAGGUCUUGAUGACAAAGAAAAUCUACCAUACUACCCUUAUAGAGAUGACUCUGCUGUCAUUUACUCUGCAAUCAAAGCCAUGUUGAAGGAAUUUGUGGAUUCAUUUUAUAAGGCAAAUGCAGAUGUUAAAAGAGAUGAAGAAGUUCAAAAGUUUGCGUAUGAGAUCUCAGCGGAUGGUGACGGAAGGAUCCGUGGCUUUCCUUCCCGCAUAAGAACUAAAAAUCAACUGAUCGAAACUAUUACCCGAAUGAUUUGGAUAGGCUCGGCCCAGCAUUCAUCUGUUGGGUAUCCAGUAGCAGACUACGCAACAUACGUUCCCAACGUUUCGACCAAGCUAUACGAUGUUUAUGGUGUUCCUGCUGAUGUCUUUAACGGAUCAAGACUCAACAAUAGGAAAACAGCAUCGCUUCAACUGUCAUUUUYCUUCAAAAUUGGGACUCUCCGCUAUGAUCGAAUCUUCGAUUACGCUGACAAGUUGCAAGAUCCGACGGCGAGAGCGAUAGUUGCUACYCAUAAGCAAAAUCUUGACGAUAACAUUCAAAAGAAGCUUGAGAAGCGAAACAAGAAAAGGCUUGAUGAAGGUCAUCUGACAUACCCUUAUUUGCUGCCAAAAUGGAUCCCUAAUGGGGUACAAGAAUAAAAAAAAGGAUUGAUAAAUAUUAAUAACUUUAAAUCUGAUAUACCUAAGAAAUAACAAGACAAGUAAAUAAGAGAGUAAACAGAAUGUAAAAACCUUAUUGGUAAACUGGUAAAAAAAGUGAUAUCAAGAAAUAAAGCAUACGAAAACAUAUACUUUAAA
This is a messenger RNA of Exaiptasia diaphana, 2032 nucleotides long. RefSeq names its product arachidonate 5-lipoxygenase. Gene Ontology annotation, molecular function: oxidoreductase activity, acting on single donors with incorporation of molecular oxygen, incorporation of two atoms of oxygen; metal ion binding. Bases 176 to 1873 code for a protein of 565 amino acids. Lineage: Eukaryota; Metazoa; Cnidaria; Anthozoa; Actiniaria; Aiptasiidae. The transcript is spliced from 10 exons. Gene Ontology annotation, biological process: lipid oxidation. The record is from RefSeq and is a predicted model, not a curated record.